Messenger RNA from Cladophialophora psammophila CBS 110553, 636 nucleotides. RefSeq lists its product as uncharacterized. Lineage: Eukaryota; Fungi; Ascomycota; Eurotiomycetes; Chaetothyriales; Herpotrichiellaceae. The record is from RefSeq and is a predicted model, not a curated record. The transcript has a single exon. The coding region runs from base 1 to 636 and encodes 211 amino acids.
AUGCGUACAGCAGCCACGAGCAGAGGAGGACCAACUAGUGCCAACGACCCUCGGAGGGACCCUGACAAGCAAGAAUCCAAGUUUGAUGCCCCCCGAAAGUCCCAAGGUAGAUUCCAACAGCAAUUCGAGUUCAUCGAGGGAUUAAACAGCAAAGCUCAACGGAAAAAGACGCGAUCAUGGGUCACCACGCAACACUAUCGGCGAAAGCGAUAUGACGCAGGAAACGCUGUGCUAGAGUCCGGCCAGGGGCUCGAGGCCGAGGCAACGAAACCCUCAGUCACAGCUCCCAACAAUUCCAAGCCCAACAACGAAGGGGAGCGACAUACCGAAGAUGGAGCUGGCAUUGCUGUGCGACAUACGUGGAUGGAGAGAUCCUCAUUUCUGCAACGAUUGGGAGGCGGGCGGGCGGAUCCAUUCAAUUCCUAUCCUGUCCCGGCCACCCGUGAUGUACAUGCACUCGUGGACCAUUGUGGGUUUCCCCGUAUCUCUCCUCGAUACACUGCUAUAUGCUUUAUAUAUGCGCUAAGUCAGAUCAGACUGCUUUGUGAUCCCCUCGCUUGUCCACAGACAUUGGGCCAGGGCGGUUCGCAGGCCACGAGCGUGCUGGGACUUGUUCAACCUCUACCGCAACAAUGA